UUCCGCCUUCUGCCAGCAGUAGCCGCGGCCGCAGCACCUGAGCCGCUGCUGGCGCUCGCUCAGGACGACGCUAUGGCUGAGCCGGGGCGCAGCCUCCAUCCCUCUGCCCGAGGCAGGGGACGAACUGAGCGGCGCACACUCCGGCUUCUGCGGCUGCUGCUCUGGGUUGGGACCGCCUUUCAGGUGACCCAGGGAGCGGGACCGGAGCUUCACGCCUGCAAAGAGUCGGAGUACCACUACGAGUACACCGCGUGUGAUAGCACGGGAUCCAGGUGGAGGGUCGCUGUGCCGCACACCCCGGGCCUGUGCACUAGCCUCCCCGACCCCGUCAAGGGCACCGAGUGCUCCUUCUCCUGCAAAGCUGGGGAGUUUCUGGACAUGAAGGACCAGUCCUGUAAGCCGUGCGCCGAGGGACGCUACUCCCUCGGCACGGGCAUCCGGUUCGACGAGUGGGAUGAGUUGCCCCAUGGCUUUGCCAGCCUCUCAACCAACAUGGAGCUGGAGGACAGCACCACUGAGUCCAUGGAGAACUGCACUGCGUCCAAGUGGGUUCCCCUGGGUGACUACAUCUCCUCCAACACAGACGAAUGCACAGCCACGCUGAUGUACGCCGUCAACCUAAAGCAGUCCGGCACGGUCAGCUUCGAGUACUACUACCCAGACUCCAGCAUCAUCUUUGAGUUUUUUGUUCAGAAUGACCAAUGCCAGCCCAAUGUAGAUGACUCCAGGUGGAUAAAAACCACAGAGAAAGGAUGGGAAUUCCACAGUGUCGAGUUAAACCGAGGCAAUAAUGUCCUCUAUUGGAGAACCACAGCCUUCUCAGUGUGGUCCAAAGUCUCCAAGCCUGUGCUGACACAGCUCAUGUACAAAUGGGCCCAGCCGAAAAUCUGCAGUGAGGAUCUCGAGGGGGCCGUGAAGCUGCCCGCCUCUGGCGUGAAGACCCGCUGCCCGCCCUGCAACCCAGGCUUUUUCAAAACCAACAACAGCAGCUGCGAGCCCUGCCCUUACGGCUCGUACUCCAACGGCUCCGAUUGCAGCCACUGCCCGGCCGGGACUGAGCCAGCCGUGGGAUUCGAAUACAAAUGGUGGAACACGCUGCCCUCAAACAUGGAAACCACCGUUCUCAGUGGGAUCAACUUUGAGUACAAGGGCAUGACCGGCUGGGAAGUGGCUGGUGAUCACAUUUAUACGGCUGUUGGAGCCUCAGACAAUGACUUCAUGAUUCUCACUCUGCUUGUGCCAGGAUUCAGACCUCCACAGUCAGUGAUGGCAGACACAGAGAAUAAAGAGGUGGCCAGGAUCACAUUUGUCUUUGAGACCAUCUGUUCUGUGAACUGUGAGCUCUACUUCAUGGUGGGUGUGAACUCUAGGACCAACACUCCUGUGGAGACAUGGAAAGGUUCCAAAGGCAAACAGUCCUACACCUAUAUCAUCGAGAAGAAUGCUACCAUGAGCUUCACCUGGGCCUUCCAGAGGACCACUUUUCAUGAGACGGGCAGGAAGUACACCAAUGAUGUCGCCAAAAUCUACUCUAUCAAUGUCACCAACGUCAUGGAUGGGGUGGCCUCCUACUGCCGUCCCUGUGCUCUGGAAGCCUCUGACAUGGGCUCCUCCUGCACCUCUUGUCCUGCUGGCUACUACAUCGAUCGGAACUCAGGAACCUGCCACCCCUGCCCCCCUAACACAAUCCUGAAGGCCCACCAGCCUUAUGGCAUCCAGGCCUGCAUGCCCUGUGGUCCAGGGACCAAGAGCAACAAGAUCCACUCUCUGUGCUACAAUGACUGCACCUUCUCAGUCAGCACUCCGACCAGGGUUUUGGACUACAACUUCUUGGCUUUGGCAAACACCGUCUCUCUGGCUGGAGGGCCAAGCUUCACUUCCAAAGGGCUGAAGUAUUUCCAUCACUUUACCCUCAGUCUGUGUGGAAACCAGGGGAAGAAAAUGUCCGUGUGUGCCGACAAUGUCACUGACCUUCGGAUUCCUGAGGGUGAGUCGGGUUUCUCCAAAUCCAUCACAGCCUACGUCUGCCAGGCGGUCAUCAUCCCCCCAGAGGUGACAGGUUAUAAGGCUGGAGUGUCCUCGCAGCCUGUCAGCCUCGCCGACCGACUCAUUGGGGUGACAACAGAUAUGACUCUGGAUGGACUCUCCUCCCCAGCUGAACUUUUCCACCCGGAGUCCUUGGGAAUACCGGACGUGAUCUUCUUUUAUAGGUCCAAUGAUGUGACCCAGUCCUGCAGUUCUGGGAGAUCGACCACCAUCCGUGUCAGAUGCAGUCCACUGAAACCCGCCCCCGGAAGUCUGUCGCUGCCGAGCGCAUGUUCCGAUGGGACCUGCGAUGGCUGUAAUUUCCACUUCCUGUGGGAGAGCCUGGCUGCUUGUCCGCUCUGCUCCCCGGCCGACUACCACGCUAUCGUCAGCAGCUGCGUGGCUGGGAUGCAGAAGACUACUUACGUGUGGCGAGAACCAAAGCUGUGCGCAGGUGGCAUCUCCCUGCCUGAGCAGAGAGUCACCAUCUGCAAAACGAUCGAUUUCUGGCUGAAAGUGGGCAUCUCUGCGGGCACCUGUGCUGCCAUCCUGCUCACCGUCCUGACCUGUUACUUUUGGAAGAAGAAUCAAAAACUGGAGUACAAGUACUCCAAGCUGGUGAUGAACACUGCCCUCAAGGACUGCGACCUGCCAGCAGCUGACAGCUGUGCCAUCAUGGAAGGCGAGGAUGUGGAGGAUGACCUCAUCUUUACCAGCAGGAAGUCAAUCUUUGGGAAGAUCAAAUCAUUUACCUCUAAGAGGACUCCUGAUGGAUUUGACUCCGUGCCGCUGAAGACAUCCUCAGGAGGCCCAGACGUGGACCUGUGAGAGGCACUGCCCUGCCUCCCCUGCCUCCUCACCCGGGCACAUCACCUUGCAAGCCUGUGGCGAUUCGGGUGCCAGCUUCCUGCUGGAAAUCUCUUCAUUGUGGCCUUAUCAGAAGUUUGGAUUUCAGAUAUUUGGGUUUUUGGGGUUUUUUUAUAGAGUACCCAAACCCUCCUUUCUGCUUGCCUCCAACCUGUCAAAUAUACCCACACUUUGUUUGUAUAUUA
This is a messenger RNA of Leptonychotes weddellii (Weddell seal), 3077 nucleotides long. The record is from RefSeq and is a predicted model, not a curated record. Lineage: Eukaryota; Metazoa; Chordata; Mammalia; Carnivora; Phocidae.